Saccharomyces eubayanus is the source of this 873-nucleotide messenger RNA. RefSeq names its product U2 snRNP complex subunit CUS2 (gene CUS2). The coding region runs from base 1 to 873 and encodes 290 amino acids. Gene Ontology annotation, cellular component: U2 snRNP; U2-type spliceosomal complex. The record is from RefSeq and is a predicted model, not a curated record. NCBI's taxonomy places the organism in Eukaryota, Fungi, Ascomycota, Saccharomycetes, Saccharomycetales, Saccharomycetaceae. The transcript has a single exon. Gene Ontology annotation, molecular function: RNA binding.
AUGGAUGCUGACGAAUUAGAAUUAAAAAAAAACUUAAGAAUUUUAAAAAAGGAGGAGCUGCUUAAAAGGAAGCUAUCAAAAGGGAGUAAUGACCGAAAGAGAGACGUCGCAUACAAGAACAAUUCCAAGACUAGCUCAAUAUAUAUAUCAGAUCUUCCCACGGAAAGGAUAACAAAAGAGGAACUGACGGAACAGUUUUCCAAGUAUGGAGUAAUAAGAAUGAAUCGGGAUGGUAAACCCCAUUGCAAGCUAUAUGUGAACGAUAAAGGUAUUCCCAAAGGAGAUGCUUUGAUUAUUUACUCUAAAGAAGAGAGUGUCACAUUAGCAAUUGAAAUGAUGAAUGAGUCGAAUUUCUUGGGAAAGAAAAUCAAGGUAGAGAGAGCCCAAUUCGAUGACAGAGAGAGUAUCAAUAUAGACAACAAGGAAAAUAGUACCAAAGCGCCGGGCGAAUCAGAACGACCAGUAAAAAGACUGAAACCAACUAACUUCAAAGAUGAUGGGGAGACUGUAGACUAUAAUGACGAUGAAAGCCUGGCCAAAGCUGACCGAACUGUGGUACUUGCCAAUGUGUUCGAUAUUUAUAAACAGUACACACAAGACGACAUCAAUGACAUAAAAGAAGAUCUGUUGGAUGGUUUUCAGGAAAUUGGCCAAGUGGACAACCUUUCUGUAUCUACCGAUAAAGGAAAGGCAACUGUUGUUUUCAAGAGAAGUAAAGAUGCCCUAGAAUGUUGUAAAACCAUGAAUGGACGUUAUUUUGACGGCCAAAAGUUACUUACAUUCAUGUUAGGAGACGAUUAUGCUUCAGAAAUCAAUCGCGAGAGUGAAGCAAGUGAUGUGGAAGAUGAUUUGAUAGAGAUUGGCGAGAGAUAA